Tripterygium wilfordii is the source of this 2143-nucleotide messenger RNA. RefSeq names its product notchless protein homolog. Gene Ontology annotation, molecular function: protein binding. The record is from RefSeq and is a predicted model, not a curated record. Gene Ontology annotation, biological process: ribosomal large subunit assembly. The transcript is spliced from 13 exons. Bases 228 to 1655 code for a protein of 475 amino acids. NCBI's taxonomy places the organism in Eukaryota, Viridiplantae, Streptophyta, Magnoliopsida, Celastrales, Celastraceae. Gene Ontology annotation, cellular component: nucleolus.
AGCUAAAACGAGCUUCCCUCCCUAUUCCUAAACCCAGGUCGACUCCUCGCAGCGAAACAGGCUAAGGUUUAUCUCGGCCAACGGCGAUUAUUGACCCCAUCUGAAUCGAUUUUGGAAGACUAAUUUCUUUCUUCUUAUUCUCUCCAAUGAAUUGAACUCGAUUCGGCAGGUGCAGUUCUGUUGUUGUUUUUGGGUUACCUGGUGUCUUCGAUUUUGAAGCAGAAAACAUGGAGAUUGAAAUUGAGGAAGAGACGGUAAACAAUGUCCUUUGUCAAUUGGCCGAUCCAGAAGGGUCUUCUUUGGGGGCGCCCAUGUAUCUGCCACAGAACGUUGGUCCUCAACAGCUUCAACAGCUUGUGAAUAACCUUCUCAACAAUGAGGAGAAGCUGCCAUAUGCUUUCUAUAUAUCAAAUCAAGAGCUUGUUGUACCGCUUGAAACUUACUUACAGAAACACAAAGUUUCCGUGGAGAAGGUACUGCAGAUAGUUUAUCAACCUCAAGCUGUAUUCCGUAUUCGUCCAGUCAAUCGCUGUUCAGCAACAAUUGCUGGUCACACAGAAGCAGUCCUUUCAGUUGCUUUUAGUCCUGACGGGCGACAGUUGGCUAGUGGUUCUGGCGAUACCACCGUGCGAAUAUGGGAUCUCAAUACCCAGACACCGAUGUAUACAUGUAUAGGACACAAGAAUUGGGUUCUAUGUAUUGCAUGGUCUCCAGAUGGUAAGCAUCUUGUUAGUGGAAGCAAGGCCGGAGAACUUCAGUGCUGGGAUCCACAAACUGGGAAGCCAUAUGGCAAUUCUCUUACUGGCCACAAGAAAUGGAUUACUGGUAUCUCUUGGGAACCUGUCCACCUCAAUGCUCCCUGCCGCCGGUUUGUAAGCUCUAGCAAAGAUGGUGAUGCACGCAUAUGGGAUAUUUUGAUGAGGAAAUGUGUUAUUUGUCUUAGCGGCCACACUCUUGCUGUGACUUGUGUGAAAUGGGGCGGAGAUGGAGUCAUAUAUACAGGUUCACAGGAUUGUACCAUAAAAAUUUGGGAAACUACGCAAGGGAAGCUGAUUCGCGAGUUGAAGGGCCAUGGACAUUGGGUUAACUCUCUUGCAUUGAGCACCGAAUAUGUUCUUCGCACAGGUGCUUUUGAUCAUACAGGCAAACAAUAUUCAUCUCCAGAAGAAAUGAAGAAGGUUGCUCUAGAAAGGUAUAACAAAAUGAAAAGAAAUGCCCCUGAAAGAUUGGUUUCCGGAUCUGAUGAUUUUACUAUGUUCCUUUGGGAACCUGCCGUUAGCAAGCACCCCAAAACUCGCAUGACAGGUCAUCAACAGCUUGUGAACCAUGUUUAUUUCUCUCCUGAUGGACUUUGGGUGGCUAGUGCUUCAUUUGACAAGUCUGUGAAGUUAUGGAGUGGUACAACAGGGAAAUUUGUUGCGGCUUUUAGGGGCCAUGUCGGGCCUGUUUAUCAAAUCAGCUGGUCUGCAGACAGUAGGCUUAUUUUAAGUGGGAGCAAAGACUCCACGCUUAAGGUCUGGGAUAUUCGAACUCAGAAGUUGAAACAAGACCUACCUGGUCAUGCGGAUGAGGUUUAUGCUGUUGAUUGGAGUCCAGAUGGUGAGAAGGUAGCUUCUGGUGGAAAGGAUAGAGUAUUGAAGCUCUGGAUGGGUUAAAAUUAUCCAAGAACAGAAACGUGCAUUCUGGUAAUGUCGUUUAAAUGCCAAACGACGGAGGAAAGCUGCGUGGUUUGCUGUCAUCAAUUGGUAAUCUCUGUUGUUAGUAUAAUGAUAUGAUGCAAGCAAGUCACAUUAGAUGCGACAUUAAAAGUACAUCUGAUGAACGACUCAGUUUGGUGGCAGAAGAAUGAUCCCAAAUCCCGAUUGUUGGAACUAGAGUUCGAUAACAGGUGAAUGGUCUUUGCUGUUGGGGGUUACGUUAUUAAUUUACUGCGGUGGGCAGUGCGCAGUCAUGCGAAAGUAAAAGUUCGUUAUGGCCUUCUAUCAUCUAUGUUGAUUCCAUUCACUUGCUAUUCAGAGACUCUAAUUACUAAGCGUAUAGGCUAUAUGCUUGAUCCCUUAUAAAUUCUAAAUGUAUGACUCAAUUUUGUUGCAUUGUAGCCGAGUAAUUUUGGGGUUGAUGAACUCUCCCUUCUUUCUUUCUA